Messenger RNA from Malus domestica (apple), 1752 nucleotides. RefSeq lists its product as uncharacterized. The record is from RefSeq and is a predicted model, not a curated record. NCBI's taxonomy places the organism in Eukaryota, Viridiplantae, Streptophyta, Magnoliopsida, Rosales, Rosaceae.
UAUAUAUAGGGGGAACAAACAACAUCUUCCAUUUUUCUUCCACCACCCUGAUUUUUCUUCCACCUCUCUCUCCCCCUGAAAACCCUAAUUACAGCUCUGCCGUUUAUCUCUCUCCUUUGUCUCAAGGAGACGGACAAAUUUUUAGCAAUAAGAUCAGGAAAAUUUUGAGGGUUGGAUAAGGGCAAGAUGGUGUGGUCAUUUCCCCUCUGUGGAGAGUAAUUAUCAUUGCAGUGUAAAAGGGGUAUACUGGAAGCGUACUGAUGGAGGCAAACAUCUGUGAUGUCAAUCAUUUGGACGCUGACGUCCUUCUACCUCCACGAAAGCGUCUGCUUGCUGGAUUGAAGAAACAGAGUCCGGAGGGUGAUAGUGCUGCAUGGCUGUCUCUAGUUGCUACUUCAGUUGCAGCUGCAGAUUCAGCAUCAGCUUCGGCUUCUGCAUCUUCUUCUUCUUCGCAUUCUUCAAGUGAAUUUAACACUCGCCUCAACAGUAUAUUGAGUUCUCAUACUAAUCUUUCGCCCGAGGAGCUGGUAGAGGUCUCGAAUUCGGCUGCUGCUGCUGCAGCAAAGGCUGCAGAGGUUGCGAGAACUGCAGCUGAGGAAAAAGCUGCAAUAGCUGCAAAGGCAGUGGCUGCAGCGAAGAGUGCUUUAGAUUUGGUUGCCUCUUUUUCCGAAGAGGCAGCAGGCAAGGAAAAACACCUGAAAAAGAACAAGCUGAAGAAGCAUGUUCCAGUUCAGCUCUUGUACAAAAAAUACCAACCAAUUGAAAAUUGUAAGAAGGACGAAGAGUUGGCCCGGAAAUUGCACAGAGCUAUAAAUAGCUCUCCGAGAAUUACGAAGAAUUCAUCAAGUGCUGAUGGCAAGGGUCAUAAACACAAGAAGCCUAAAAUUUCACAUGGUUCCGAGAAAGUUAGGGUUCCCAAUGGGGUAAUUGUAUUGGAACAAGGCCCAGCGUCUACUUGCAAUGGACAUUCUGUAGCAGAUAAGGUCAACGUUGAAGGCACCAUCCAAGACAUGUACGAAAAUGGUGGACCUGAUAGAGCAGGUCGAAUGGAGAUGGAUAAUGGAGAAGCAGAAUCAAGUCGUACGGAGAAAAAUUGGGAUGCUGCGAGUACCACCGGUAAAAAGAGGGGAAGAGUGAAGCUAAAAAAGUUGCCGUUGAGCAAUUGCACCUUCAGGGAUCAAGCAAAUCUGAAAGAAGAUACGGAUGCACGAGGCUCCCCAUUGAUUGACAUGAACAUGGGUAACCCUACUGCCGCAAAGAAGCCUUUGUUCCCUGUGGAGUCUUCUGCCGAUAGUAUGCUGCCAAUUGAAGCCACACCGGUGUGGAAAUGCAAGGAUUUUAAGGCUCCGGCGUGCAUGAAUCAAAACAAAGUCAUGCAAUCUUGAUGUCGAAACGAUAUUGUUGUGGUGAGCUAUGAGUUAGGAUUGGAUAGCUGAGGUAGGAUUCACGAUUUCACGUCUUAUAGAAAACGGCCUUAUUUCAUUACCCUUUUUUCUUCCGCUCCGUCUGGGUUUGUAAUGAACUUGAAACUGACUACUUGUAAAUUUAGAUGUUACAUUACUUGCAUCCGUCGUGGUUUACCCGCUCGUCCGAAUCGCCUGUUGCUCGGGAAGCUGAGAUAACAGGGAUGCAAUUAGAAUGUCUAGUGUUUUGUUGAUAUGUUGCACAAUAAUUACUGCUGGUGUGCUCAUAGAUGUAAACAACUCUCAUUGUCUUCGGUAAUUAUAUUCAUUUGAAAUUUUUACUGUCUGA